AUGGUUGUGUUCAAAAAUUUGCUGGGUGUUACAAACAAGCUGUUCAUGGAAAAAAAAAGUGGGGCAUCAGAGAAAGAUAUCUUAAUCAAUGCGCAUGCUUUUUAUGAACAAGAUGAAGGUGCACCAUUCAAUCUUGAGUAUGCAUGGCGGCUUUUAAAAGAUGAACCUAAAUGGAUGGGAACAUUCACCGAAAAUUCUUCAAAGAGAACAAAGAAUUCUGCUAGUGGUUCAUACACAGCAUCGCUAAACUCAGAGACACCUUCAAGUUAUGAGUUAAACUCAUCAUCUCCAAUGGAGCGUCCAAUGGGACAAAAGGCGGCAAAACGAAAAGGUAAGGCAAAGGAAAAUGCAACUGAACCUCCUUCUAGUGUUAUUUCCGAUACAAGGAAUAAAAGAAUGGAAGUAAUGGAAAAUCUAGCACGACUUAAGGAGGAAGAAAACAAAUUAGUCAAGGAAAAGAUGGAGUUUGAAGCAAUGCAAUUCAUAAUGUCAGACACUUCUAAGAUGAAUGAUAGUCAACGUGAAUUUCAUGAAAAACGUUGUAAUAACCUAAAAGAAAAAUAUGGAUGGUAA
Vicia villosa (hairy vetch) is the source of this 573-nucleotide messenger RNA. RefSeq lists its product as uncharacterized. Lineage: Eukaryota; Viridiplantae; Streptophyta; Magnoliopsida; Fabales; Fabaceae. Bases 1 to 573 code for a protein of 190 amino acids. The record is from RefSeq and is a predicted model, not a curated record. The transcript has a single exon.